This is a messenger RNA of Mollisia scopiformis, 1149 nucleotides long. RefSeq lists its product as uncharacterized. The record is from RefSeq and is a predicted model, not a curated record. NCBI's taxonomy places the organism in Eukaryota, Fungi, Ascomycota, Leotiomycetes, Helotiales, Mollisiaceae. The transcript has 2 exons. Bases 1 to 1149 code for a protein of 382 amino acids.
AUGAAGCACUUCCUCGAGCUCCGAAAACGCAAAACGGCUUCCUCCUCUCCAGCAGAUACUAUCCCUUCCCCACCCGAAUUCACAUUCACACCAUCAGACGCCCGGAUCGUGGUAAUCUACAAAAAUGCCCCAGCAUACGUCCAUGUCUCUUCGCAAGCUAUGGCCCUCGCUAGUCCUGUAUGGAAGAAGAUCUUCUGUCCAACGUUGAGCGAUCACCCGUCGAAAGUCCCGUUGGACCCCCUUCAAAGAGAGAUAUUGAAAGACACGCCCUCUCAAGAAUUAUUAGUCGAGCUCGCUAUCCUCUGUUCGGCGUAUCGCUGUGAAGGCCUGCUCAAGCCCUGGAUAGGCGGUUGGACCGAGCGAAACUUCCGACGCUGGCAGUGUGGCUCGAGCUCCAGGCUGGAUUCGCCCAACGUGUGGGCACCCGAGAUAGUAAACCCGAAGGGGAUGCAACGGUUGAUGUUACUUGGAUGGGUAUUUGAACCUGACCUCGACUUCGAUUACUAUGAGGAGGCAGUGACGUGGUUGUACCAAGAAACGAAGGAAGAUAGUCUGCCCAAGAUUCCGGGCAAUUGGCCCUUGCCACGUGGCGUUAUGGGUAAGAGGGCCCUCAGAUGCUCUAGGGGGGUCAAGACUGCCUGUGUUUUAGAGAUCCUCCAGGCUCGUAAAAGUGCCAUACCAGAGCUUAUGGUUGUAGCACGCAUGUACUUCAGCUAUUUGGAGAAGCACCAGGAAGAAAUAUCUUACAAGCACAACAAGAAAUGCAAGGCACGUAUUUUGGAGCUUUACAUAGACUGGCUAAAGCGGCCCAGCAUGAACUUGUAUCCUUGGGAUUCCACAGAAACUGGAGGUCCGAAAACGGUGAGGGAGGCCUACGACUUGGAAUAUACGCGGAUCGUCGACCGCAUGUCCGUACGCGAUCUGGAUUGCCAUAACAUAAUGCAGGGACACUGCAACAAGGAGGCAAAGGACGCGUAUGGCGCUAACUGGAAUCGCAUGUGGCUUUUUGCACACAAUGGAAGUCCUAAACUUAGGCACCAGUGGAGAGCUGCGCAUGAGAUGAAGCGCAUUAAAAAUCUGACCGGAGCUUGGAGCAAUCCAAAGCUGGAGCUUGAUAGCUAUGAGGACGACGAUAAUGAGGGUUUGUAG